UAACCGGCUAAAACAGGUAGAAGUCGGCAAGAUCAGCCAGUUCGGCGCCGAGUUCUUCUACGAACGUUGGUUCAGAAUGGAGUCGGCUUUGAAGACAAGGUCGGUGCCGUUUUCAACUAAAACCCAUCACCUCAAACGCUAUCACGUUCGCAUGCGCGCCUCUUUUCCCUCUCCUAACGGCUACUUUAUAAUACGCCUCUGUAUUUUUUUUAUUUUUAUUUUUUGGGUUCAAAUCUCUCUCCCUCCCCCCCCCUCCGAAGCUGGUUUUCCGGCGAAAUCAAGCGGUUUCCCGAUCGGGAAGUGGUUUCCGGGAAGGUGGUUUUCCAGCAAGGAAGGAGAAUUAGGGUUUUGAAGGAGCUCGAUCCCCCUCCAUUCCCAAAUUGGCUUCUUGGAGAAAAGGUGUCUCCUUUUCCACCCCAGUUCUCCUUAUUUAGAGAAUGAAGAGCCACAAGAAAUCGGUGGCGGUGUCGCCGACGAGCCCCCACACGCCUGCAAACGCAGCAGGGAUCGGCGGCGACGGCUCGGGAGACGGCACGCCGUCGUGCCACGCGCAACACCACUAUUUGCCAGCUGGGGAUUCGCCGUACGCGAGGGCGAAGCAUGCCCAGUUAGUCGAGAAGGAUCUAAACAAGGCAGUUCCUCUGUUCUGGUCUGCUAUAAACUGCGGCGACCGCGUCGAUAGUGCGGUGAAAGAUAUGGCUUCUGUAAUGAAGCAAGCGAAUCGAGCCGACGAAGCUAUUGAGGCGAUAAAGUCUUUUCGCAAUCGGUGCUCUUUUCAAUCCCAGGAGGCGCUCGACAACGUUCUCCUAGACCUCUACAAGAAAUGCGGUAGGAUGCAUGAAGAAAUUGAGCUGCUGAGCGCGAAGUUGAAACAAAUUGACGAAGGGCAAGCUUUUGGAGGGAGGGUGAAGAAGUUAGCGAGAUGUCAAGGAAAAAGGAUACAUAUCUCCCUCAACAAAGAAAAAUCAAGACUGCUGGGGAAUCUUGCUUGGGCUCACAUGCAAUUAGAGAAUUAUGCGGAGGCGGAGCCACUUUACCGGAAAGCUCUGGCGAUGGAACCUGAUUACAACAAGCAGUGCAAUUUAGCUAUAUGCUUGAUGAAGCUGGGAAGGCUCGCAGAAGCCAAAUCCAUUCUCGCAGACGUGGAAAAGCUGUCAUCAAGCGACAGCACUGAAUCCUACCUUAAGUCCUUCGAGCGGGCUAAUGAAAUUCUCAAGGAACUCGAAUCAGAAGCAGUUCCACUUUCAAAGUCAGAAGAAACAAAGCUGGAACCACAAAGCACUCCCAUCUCAAACCAUAUUAGGAAUGUGGGUUGCUCAAAUUUCAAUGCUGAAUGUGGAAUGAAAUAUGAAGGUUUCAGCGAGGAGAAAUCGAGCUGUUCUGAGCUAUCUACUGAAUAUUCCUCAACUUUGAAUUUUCCGAGCUGGAUAUCCAAUUCUUCUUGCAAAAAAGGGUUGCGUAAGUGUGCCACUUCACAAUGCGAGAAUAGAAAGAGGACAUGGGUUCACAAUCCUUACAGGAAAGGAGAAUCAUAUGGUACAUGUAAGAAAAAAUUGAUGUAUUAUGCUCAGGAAGAUUUCCAUUCUCCUGCUUCUAUCCACGGAAACCAAUGGGCGUACUCUCGAGAAUCGUCGACAGUUUCAAGACCUCAUGCUAACGGACGAAGUUCUGGAUCCUCGAGGAACAAUCGGUGUAUGAAAUUUGAGAAACCAAUGGAAUAUUCAGUCACAGAUAAUAGUGUGAUGGCCAAUGUAUCAGUACAAUCUCUGACUCCUGAAAAUAGUACAGCUGUAGCAAAUGCGAGAUUUGAUCUGAGGUCGAAGAACUCGACAGAAUUGAGUACCACAAAGGCGCAAGCUGGUGAACGGGAUGCUGUUUCUGAGACAGAUAGGAAAGAACAACCUCAAUGUUUAAGUCGUGCAUCGCAACAUCCCGCUAGUUGUACAAAUUCACCAGCUGAUAAUAGAAUACUGUUUGCAUAUACGGAUGAGAGUAGCACGCCGCAAGAAGUAGAUGUCUUGAGAAACAUUGGCCUUACUUUAGAGAAUAAGACCAUGGAAAGAUCAAAUAUCGAUUGUUUUUGCGAUUUUAAUGUUGGUAAAACAACACAGGGUGAUAUAGUGGAGGAAGAAAAUUUAGCCCGUGCAGACACAUUCUAUGAUGCAGCAGCCGAUCAGCAAAGAGAAAGCACUAAAGAUUUGAUGGAAAAGUUUAAAACAGUCACAGUUUCAGACGGCAAAAGAAGAACUUGGGCCGAUAUGGUGGAAGAAGAGGAGGAAGAAGAAUUCUUCGCUAAUAAGAAUUUGGAGAAUGGUGAAGCAUUUAAUCGCAAAGACUUGUUGCAUCCAUACUCGAAGAAGAACGAAUCUGAAUCUUUCCAAGAUGAGAACUUGGGUUCUAAUAUCAUAAAAUCAACCGAUAAUUGGACUAAAAAGAAGCCACAGAGUUAUACUGAGAGUGUCCGCCGGAAGCCAAGUAAACUUGAUAUGAAUGAAGGAUCUGAGAUUGCGCUAAGAUCGCCCAGAAGGGCUCGUCGAUCUCUCUCGUUCCAUGAACACCCGAUCUUUGAUGUCUCACGUGAUUGCUUAUCGCCAAUUGGAGACAAAGAUACCUUCGGCGGUUCUAAUUGUAUGGCAGAAAUGAACAGCUGGUUUAAAGGUGGAUUUGGUUUGAAGACCGAGAGGACACGAAGUAGGCUUCGCGUUUUCCAGGAAAUUACACAUGAUAUUAAUACAAAAGGCUAAGAAAAGGUUUACUCAUCAGCAAAAUUUCAUCCAGAUUGAUUGAUUGAUUCUUCUUUUUUUUUUUUGUGUUUCCCUUUUUUUUGUGUAGACUUUGAUUCAUGUAUUUGACUUGCAAAAUACAAGAGAGCUCCAUGUUGCUGGGACAUGAUAAAGAAUAGUGAGAGAGAUGAAUCUUUUGUGAAAUUGAUUCCUAUGAUGAUAAACAA
Ananas comosus (pineapple) is the source of this 2950-nucleotide messenger RNA. RefSeq lists its product as uncharacterized. Gene Ontology annotation, molecular function: protein binding. Lineage: Eukaryota; Viridiplantae; Streptophyta; Magnoliopsida; Poales; Bromeliaceae. The transcript has 5 exons. The coding region runs from base 438 to 2744 and encodes 768 amino acids. The record is from RefSeq and is a predicted model, not a curated record.